AGUUUUACCUAACCUCCUGCCUCUUCUUUCAUUCCGUCACUCUUUUGGUUUCCUCCAUUUUCUUUCCUUCUUGCCACUUAUUCUUUUUUCUCUCUCUUUCCUUCAUACCAAACGAAAUCUUAAAAGGGACAUCCGAACAUGCCCCAACUCCCUCAGAUGGUUCUGCAAGCCUUCCCGGAGAAGAAUUCUGGGGAAUUCAAGGCAGAGGAAGUCCAAAUGUAAGGUCAAAUCUCGCACGAGGGAUGUUCUUUCUGCGCAGUUGGCCGCUAGUCCUGGCCGCAGAUAUGGCGGCAUAUGAGACAAUUGACGUGGCGUGCGCCGAAACGUGAAACGGCAUCGUAUUGACAAAUAUAAGCGCCACCCAUCCUCCUAAAAAAGGUGUUGGUUCACGUUCCACCCGGCUCAUUUUAGCCGUACAUUCGCUCUCUCUCUCUCUCUCUCUCUCUCUCUCUCUCAUCCGUGUAAUUGCUCCGGCGAUUCAUCGAUCUGCGCUGUCCGUGUUUCUGCAGGGAUUGUUGUGAUUUACGCAGUUCAGAUUAGCUAGUGUUUUUUUUUUAAUUAUUUAAAAAAAAAUUUGUUUGAGGUAUCUGUUUCCCCUUCCUUUCUUUUUUUUUGGGGAUCGAAGAGGGCGAAAUUUGAAUGGCGUCGAAUUUUGAUCGGUGGGAGAAGGAUCCGUUCUUCUCUGCGGCUGAGGAAGUUCAGGAGUCCGCAGACAGGAUGGAAUCUACAUAUAGAACAUGGAUUCAUACAGUGAAAGACACUUCUAGUAUGUGGAAUUCUGAAGAACUCCGCCGGGACUUACAGACUGCCCUUGGCACCACCAAAUGGCAGUUGGAAGAGUUUGAACGUGCUGUCAAAUCAAGUUAUGUUAGUAAUUCAUCUGAUGAUGCCAAAGAUAGGCAUCGUGAAUUCAUUACUGCAAUUGAUGCCCAGAUUUCAAAAAUGGAAAACUCCUUAAAAGAAUCGGCCCUUUUAGAGGACAAGGCGUUGUUACCUUGGGUGCGUUUGGAUGAAGGAGAAUGUAAUGAACUGGCCUUGUUCCUAACAGGACCAACAUUCCCUGGUGAUAGGACAUCUGUGAAAAUCUAUUCUGCAGAUGCAAAAUUAGCAAACCCUCAAGAUAUGGAUGAAGAAUCAAUGCCUGAGUGUUCAAAAAGUUCUAGCCACUCGACUGAGCGGGCCCUUCCCGAGGCCAAGGAGGAGAAACUGCAUGGCCAUAGGAGGACAGCAAGUGCAAGUGCUGACAUUGGAGCCUGGAAGAUUGCUGUAGUCGAUGAUGGUUACCUACACAGUCCAUCCAAUGGACCACCUCAGCUACCGCCUCGAAAGGUACCCAGCUUUUCUGGGUUCUUAAGUACCAUGGAAUCUGCAUCAAAGUUGAAAUUCCCAAAGAAUGGUUUCAGAAAGUGGAAGAUUACAGAUCGCCAUCAAGAAUCUGAUACUACGUCAUUGCGACCUCCCCAUUUGAGUAGGGGCGUCAAUGUAUGUUAUGAAAAAAGCAAGAGUUGCCUUGAGAGUUGCGACGAUUGCUACGAUAAGCAACUGUAUGGUUGGUAUGGAGCUAUACAAAGACAGCUUCAGAGGUCUCAAUAUCAAAUGCAGUAUGGUCGGCCAAUUCAAGUGACCAUUUGGAUUCUUAUCUUACUUUGCUUGAUUGGUAAGCUGGUCAAACUUUCAGUAGAUGUUUUAGUUAUAAGUUUAUUUAGAAAAGUUCUCUAUCUUUCCCCCUCCCUUUUCCUAUGCUCUUUUUGUGCCUUAAGGCAUGAGUUUCUAGCUUUCUUGAUUUAUCUUGACAUCAUGCUUAAUGGAAAUGCCUUCAGAUUUUCUGUUUUAAGUUUAAGAUAUGUGGCCUUGUUUGGGAUACUGUGUGUUGCUGCUGCUGCUGCUGCUGAUGUUGAUGGGAGAGCUUUUAAGUGGGCUGCCCCUUUGACCAGUUUAAACACAAACCAGAAGCUGCCCUAAUGCUACAUCAAACUACCCCUUGUAUUUCAUGUUUUACAAUGCUAGGCUAGACUUAAAUCUACUGCAUGUAAAAUUGGUGGGGAUGUGGAGGAAAUGACGGGAUAAUUCCAGAUUGUAAUAUCUUUAUCUGGGAUAUGGCUUAUUCUUUGAGUUAGAUUGUUUUGACUUGGUUUUUGAUGUUUGAAAGAGGUUGAUUUAAUUCCCUGGUUGACUAAUUUGAUGGCACAAUAAUUCUUUUAAUUUGAAAUGACCAGCAAUGCAAGACAGUUGUUUGGUCUUCAUUGAGAUGGAUCUGUUUGGAACUGCAUAAUUGUUUUGCCGUGUAUAUACAUGUGUGUUAAGAGUGCACACAUGCAUGCUAUUUGGAUUUGCUUCAAGGCCUAAUCCGUAGUUUUGAAAAGUUUGGUAUUUGAACCUGCCAAUGUGCAGUCAGCCUAUUCUGUUUUGCAAACCCAUAAAAGAGUCUACCCAUGUCUUCCUAAAAUAAUUCAAAAAGAAAGCGCUUUCUUUUUUGGUAACACUGGAGGCUAAAGCCAAAACUGCAAAGCAGAGGACUACACAGUGGAGGUUAUAAUGCAGUAACCUAAUGAGACAGUCUGAAUUUCUCAAGGAGAGUAAUCCAGGAGGUAAGUUGAAAGUUCGAGAAGCAAACCAGCUGGCACAUUGUUUUCCUUGUAGUGAUGCUGAACAUCUUGAAAGAGGUCUCCUGGAACUGCAAGCCUCAAUGAUGAUGCGAAAUAAAUUUCUUGCUUAUUAAAGCUAUUGCCAUCUAGCAGUCCAUGUGAUGAAUGACUGGUACAUGCCUUCUCCCAAGCAACUUGAAGCAUUUUUAAGAGCAGCUGAAAUAUUCAGCUUUGGUGGCCAAAAGAACUCUAGUAAUCCAACUCCCAAUUAUCAACUCUGAUAAAUCCUCUGCUCCAGCUGGGCCUGUAUUGUCCAUAGAGCUAUCAUCUAUAUUAAUUUAAGUUCUUAACCACUUACCCAAAAGAAGUAUGAAGUUUAAUCCAGCUAUUUGGGGGUAAUUUCCAGUGAUUAUUAAAUUUUCGGUGCUGUUUAUGCUGGACUUUCAACUAGGUAACUUUAAUAGCUUCUUUGGCCUGCUGUAGGAUCUGAUGUCUGCAACAUUAUUUUGAACAUUAGCACGAGGUUCAAAGAUUCUAUUAUUCAUUCAUCCCCAAGACACCAAAUGGAAAAACCAAAAAUAGUAACCCACUCCAACUCUUUACAGGUUAUAGAAGAGCCUUUGCACAAAGUCUCAUCUAAGCAGUCAUUUAUUUUAAAGAUUUAUGAAAUGGUUCUGGUUUAGUUGGGGCAUUAAAUCUCUCCAAAUGAAAGGGACACGCUUUAUAACUCAUUAGAAAGAACUUGCUUUUCAUUUACUAUUAUAAUAUGUGUCACAAGUUUAAUCUACAUCCUUCCACAUUUUAAAAAAAUGCGUAGUUCAACAUGGUUAAUAAGAUAAAAUGCAACUUUGGAAAAGAAUAAUUAAAAAAAGACUAAGAUUUAGAAAUGUAUAUGUCAAUAAAUCAGCUUUGUUUUAUCAAGAGAGAUCUAUCACAAAUGCUAUACAUCUAUUAAAAAGAUUAAUGGAAAAUUUUUUAAGGAGAAGAAGAGGGAUUUGCAUAUGGGUUCAUUCAAUUAUAGAAGACUUAUGACGGGUAUUUAGCCCUAGCAUGAAGAGGCCAUUGAGGAUUUAUAUGAUAGGGUGAUGACUAGUGUUAGGACUAUAGAAGGGGAAAGUAGGGAGUUUCUAAUCACAAUAGGUGUACAUCAACAUUUGCAUUAACUCCUUAUCUUUUGCUUUAGUUAUGGAUGAAGAUACUAGACAUAUAUAAGAUGUCCUUCCUUAUAUGAUAUUCCAUUGAUAGAUGAAACUAUAGAAGGAAAUACAAUCAAAGUUAAAGCUAUAGAAACAGGCUUUAAAAUUUAAUUUUAGGUUUGGUUUGCAGAAUGGGAUAGGAUGGGAAUGGGAUAGUUGUUGUAUAGGGAUAUAAUAAUUAAAAAGGAGGUAGAUCCAUUCUAAGACAAAUGAUGAUGCACAAGUUGAUAUUAUCACGGUCAACAUGGAAUAGUCCAAAAAGACUUUCCCGUGGUGAGAUUGGAGAAUAAUCAUUUAUGGUCUCCUCCAUGCUAUCACUAACUUUUGAAUGGGCAUUUGCCUUAGGAUGUACCCUUUUUUUGGCAAAAUAUACAUGCCCAUACACUAGUCAUAUUCUUUGAACCAUAUGUAAUGUAAAGGUUUUAGGUAAGAAGAUAGAAUAUAUGAAAUGAGAGUUUGGUGAUUCUAGCAAGGAUAAUGAUGGAAAACUGAAUUGGAUGGUAAGAAAUUCGUAGGAGUGGUAGAUUCCAUUUCCUUAAGUGAUGUGGAACAGCAUCAAGGAAUUAUAGCCAAGAGAGAAUUGGGAGAAAUAUAUGAGAG
This is a messenger RNA of Malania oleifera, 4381 nucleotides long. RefSeq lists its product as uncharacterized. The transcript has 4 exons. NCBI's taxonomy places the organism in Eukaryota, Viridiplantae, Streptophyta, Magnoliopsida, Santalales, Ximeniaceae. The record is from RefSeq and is a predicted model, not a curated record. Gene Ontology annotation, biological process: Golgi vesicle transport. Gene Ontology annotation, cellular component: membrane. The coding region runs from base 640 to 1962 and encodes 440 amino acids.